AUGGCAACAAGCAAUAAUGAAGAAGACGUCUUUACCACAAAUAACAAACAAAUUUCACCUCAAAGCCCUACUGGUAGCACCACAUUACGGUCUAUCGUUGAGCGUUUAGAGCCUUCCAUUGCUGGUCAACAUGCAGGUAUGCAAGAAGCAUCUCUUCUACCUGAACUUGUUGAAGUACGUAAAACACCUUUUGGUAAUGUGAGAGUGGUCAGUAAUCCAAAAGAAGGCAAUGAAGGGCAGAGAGGUGAAGUUGAAGCGCUUGGAAUAACAAUCACGAAUCCACACCCGGCGUUCUUUGAACAAGCAAGAAUCGCUUGUUUGAGUGGUGCAAGCCGGUUCCCAAUCAAACAACGUACAAAGUAUGGUAGAGCAGAAUUAUGGCAAGAUGGAAAGAUUAUUUAUCGUCAUUCGCGGUCGGAAUGUACUCUGUCAAUAAAGUCGAAUGGAUCAAAUGUGGCACUUUUCAACAGCUUCGAUGCACCACUCAUCGAUCCUAUCUUAUUCAAAAAGCUUUACACUCUUGCAUCUUCUUGGUUUACUCGAUUUCGUCAGAAUUUGACGAUUGCUCAAUUCCUCAUACCGUCAAAUGAUGUCUUUGCAGCUUUAGUUUGCCAAGUACGAGCCAAUGGACCCGAGCCUGAUUUUGAAAUACACUUUGUCUGUCAUCAAAAGUUACUCGGUUUAGGGGAAGAUAUCUACGUCCGAGUCAGUCGUCAACGAAAACGCCUUGUGUAUAAUACAAAAGUCGGGCAACAGCUCAACAAGCAAGGUGAACCUUGGGCAUGGAGAUAUGGCAACAUCCCAUUGCAUAAAAAGAGCAACCCUUCCAAGUUGGGCAUGUAUAAAUGGAGCUUGGAUCUGUCUGGCUCACAAAGAACGCCGGAGAUGCUUUCUAAUCACGAAUUCUUUGCGAUUCAACAAGCAUUGAAAAUGAUAGAAAAAGUAGAUAGUAUAUUUAGGAUAAGCUUUGAUAUAUAA
Messenger RNA from Meira miltonrushii, 978 nucleotides. RefSeq lists its product as uncharacterized. The coding region runs from base 1 to 978 and encodes 325 amino acids. The record is from RefSeq and is a predicted model, not a curated record. NCBI's taxonomy places the organism in Eukaryota, Fungi, Basidiomycota, Exobasidiomycetes, Exobasidiales, Brachybasidiaceae. The transcript has a single exon.